GUAUGAAUGACCUGAUGUUCCAUGUCAUCGGCAAUAGAGACAUUUCGUCUCUUUAUUUAUACUUAACCUCAUUAUUUAAACAAAUUAGUUCAUGAAAUGGCUAGCAGUACUUCUGCUGUUCUAGAUGUAGUCGUUGAAAGUAAAGAAAUAUCUUCUUUCAUAAAAGACAAAGAUUUGGAUCCACCUAGCGUUUUGAGUGAUUCAACCUAUGAUAACUCUUUAUUGCAAUCUCCCAGCAUAGAAAGCUUUUCCACAAUAUACGACAUAGAAAACCUCUCGGAGUUAAAUAUGGACGAGAAUUCGGAUCUCUGUGUGAAAAUUGAUAAUCCUGAAAAAUAUUUAGAAACUUUAGAAACCUACAUCACCUUUAGAAUCACAACAAAAGUAGCCAGGAUAGAGUUUACAGAUAACGAAUAUGUUGUACGUAGACGAUACAAUGAUUUCCUUUGGUUGAGACAGAAGUUGGUAGAAUGCCAUCCUUUUUGUAUAGUGCCCCCCCUGCCAGGAAAACAUUCUUUAAUGGGACAACUUGAUAGGUAUUCUAAAGACUUUAUACUCCUGAGAAUGAAGGCCUUGAAUGUGUUCAUCUCAAGAGUAACUUCUCACCCAAUCCUGAGCUGUAAUGAGCACUUCAAACUGUUUUUAACAUUGAAGCAGGCUGACUUCACCCUACACAGGAGACAGAGACACCCUGUAGAACAAAGAGUGAGAACACUGAGUCACUCCAGUUCAUCUCAUUCAGCUUUGAAGAGCCGCCAUAUCGAGUUUGACAAAACCAAAGUGUAUUUGACGACACUCUCAGAAAAACUGUCAUCUAUUGAGAAAAUAUCUAGUCGAAUUAACAAAGAGCGUUCGGAAUACAUCACGGAGCUGAACAGUUACCACCCAAUCUUCACGACGUGGGCAAUGGCUGAAACAGAUCUGUCGGAAACUCUCAGGAACAUCGGCAGUGCCAUGGAGAGAAGCUCUGCUGCCCAAAAUGCCCUAGUGCAAAGUUAUAAUAAUACUGUUGGUAACCCGGUGAAAGAUUUUUUAGCUUAUAUUGACGUCGUGCAAGAAACCAUAAGGAAGAGGGAGUCUUACCAAUAUGCCUACGAGGUGUCCAUGGAUGAGUUGAAUAAACGACAUUCGGAGAAAGAUAAGCUUGUCGCCAUAUCUCAGAAUCCGUCCCAAUCUGCAGCUGGUUUUUCUCUGUGGAAACAAUCAAGCUGUGACGACAAAUUGGAAAAGCUUGGCACUUCCAUUCCUCAUUUAAUAAAAAAGGUGGAAUCGAAUCAGGACAGCCUUGAAUGCGCCAAUGAAUCGUUACGCAGCGACCUGCAACGAUGGCAGCUGGAAAAGCAGCAGUGCUUGAAGAAGAUAUUGCUGGAUUUUGUGAAUAAACAAAUAAAUUUCUACCAGGCGACUGUUAACGCUUGGGAGUAUGUCACAAACGAGUUGAAUCAGCAAAGUGCUGCGGUUCGGACCAAUCUCAAGUAAUUAUUUUCGCUUUGCCAUCACUUUAUUAUCUUAUUAACUUGAUAUUCGUUUUCCUAUUGAUUUUUCAUGUACAGGGUGAUACUCUGCAAAGGAAAUAUUUUUUGUGUUCAUAUUCAAUAGCUGACGAUUCAAGCUGAUAUACUUCAUCAACUUAGCUACUGUUCACAAUUAAACAGACAAGACAGUUUAGAAAAAAGUAUUCAAAAGCUAACUUCAUUAUUAAACAAAGUACCUUCUAUCUUUGAACGAAGUUAGGGCAGAUUUAUUACAUUCAUAUGUGAAACAAAAUAGAAUGUGAUCUAAUAAGUUGGAGUGAAAAACAAUCAUUCUAAAAUGUAUGGCAACAAUUUCACAGAACGUGCGCAAAUGGAGAAGAAUUGGCACAGAUAACUUUCAAAAAACGAUGUACUUUUGCAUAAAAAAACAGUUUUCUAUACAGUGUCGAAAAAGUUAGAUCAAUACUUCUAACAAAUAGAUAAAAAUGAACCAUGAUGUGUUACAUUUACAACAAAAAAAAAUCGAAUUGAAAAAGGAGAGAUUAGGUUUUUUUGGAAAGAAGCUUUUUGGUUUUCUACUUAAUAUUCCUUGAACAAAACGUGUGGGAAACUUGAUAUUCAAAGAACACACUGGUGUUUCUCUAUACAAUAUCAUCUUUUCAUAAAACAUUGCUGUCAACAACGGUUACGAGGUGGAUAUUACAGACUCAAGUCUUUCUAGAAAAUUGUAGAAACAAGCUCUGAACCAGGUCUAUCCAGUUUUAAAGAAUGAUACGGAACAUUAUGUAACUCUAACUUAUUACUAAUAAUAUCGCUCGUUUUUUAAAAGGCAAAGAAUUGGACGUAGGCUACAGAAUAAAUAAUGAUUUGAGUGAGUUCAUUAAAAAAAAUGAAGACAAAACUUUAGUGUCAGAUAGAUUGGGAGUAUACAAGUUGACUUGUGGUUCUUGUCCAAAAUUUUAUAUCGGACAAACCAGAAGAACUUUUUUCAGAAGAAUAAAUAACACAUCUCAGUUGUAGACGAAACUUGUGACGCAAAAACUUGCAGAUAGUAGUCGACACACCUGAAAAAUAUCUUGGGUACAGUUCAAACUCAAAAUUCCAAACCAAAGUCAGAUUUCUGACCAUAAAGUUACUGUUCCUGAAAAUCCUCUUUAAUUUGUAAAGGUUAAUAGGAAAAUAUUUUUAAUGUAUAAUAAUUGUUUAUAUUUGUAGGCAAAUAUCUGAAUUUGCUACAGUUAUUGUUCUUAAACUCAGAUUUUAAUGUUGUUACUAUUAUUCAUUAGUUUUAUUGUUCAAUUGGAAUAAUACUCUGUACAUUUUUUGCAAUAUUUAUCAUUGGGCUAACCUGAAAUGUCUUUCUUAUAAAGCGACAGUGUGUGUACCGCAAAGAAACCAAAGUAGGAUUAAAACCCGGCUGUUGUCAUCUGCCAAAAAGCUAGGUUAUAGUUGCUUCGAAAGUCAUUUCAUGGGAGCCCUGUACACAUUUAUUUAUACUCGUUUAUACUUAUAGAUAGAUCUCCUGACAUUCCUCAAGUUUUGUUAAGUUUUGUUUUGACUAUAUUUUAUUUACAUGUUACAAGUUUAGUCACUGCCUUGUCUUGUGGAUGUGGGGUUAGAGGAAAAACAUUUCCCACAGAAAAUCUAUUUUUGGAAUGCACACACAGUAACUAGUGUAAUUGAAUUUAACGGCUGUGGAGAACAGUCGAAACACCGUAGAUAGAUAAGUAUGGGGCGCAAUCUGAAGUAUUUCCAUUUAGCAAUAUUUAUAGUUAUGGCUCUGCCAAAGACCUCGCUUUGGAGUUGGCACACUGAAGGAGAAUAUUAAUGUAUCGGUUUUUAAAUACUUGGAAUACUCGUAAUUGUACUUAAAAUUCUAGGGAUUGACCAUGUAUUCAUUGCCAUCAUUACUAAAAUUAUAAAGCAAGACAAUAA
Leptinotarsa decemlineata (Colorado potato beetle) is the source of this 3410-nucleotide messenger RNA. RefSeq names its product sorting nexin-7. Gene Ontology annotation, biological process: reticulophagy; protein transport; endocytic recycling. The record is from RefSeq and is a predicted model, not a curated record. NCBI's taxonomy places the organism in Eukaryota, Metazoa, Arthropoda, Insecta, Coleoptera, Chrysomelidae. Gene Ontology annotation, cellular component: early endosome; phagophore assembly site. Gene Ontology annotation, molecular function: phosphatidylinositol binding.